Cooperia oncophora is the source of this 441-nucleotide messenger RNA. The record is from the annotation of a GenBank genome assembly. Lineage: Eukaryota; Metazoa; Nematoda; Chromadorea; Rhabditida; Trichostrongylidae.
AUGAGACGGAACAUGAACUGCUCGCCAAGCUGUUUGAGUUGGAAGGAUUGGGCAUAUCUUCUGAGGAAGUCGCUGAGAGGUCACAGCUCACAGAGUACUACGACAGGACGGUAUCGUGACAGCCACCUUUCCGCUAACUCCCAGUGUUGCAGAUCUCGCUCAGAUAACUAUUCUUCAGCAAUUAAACGCCUGAUAAAAGCAUUGGUACUGGAAGAUACUAAACAGUACGAAGACGAAGAUAUAAUUGAAAAGGCAAACCGGAGAAAUGCCCAACUCAGCAGGAGUGUACUACAUGCCCACUCGGGUGUGUGGCGCGAACAUAAGCCCAGACCAUUGAGAAUUGUUUUCGACGCCUCCUUCAAACGAAAGGGUCAGCUCUCUCUUAACGAUGUCACUCUCAAAGGAGAGUCCAUGGUCAACAAAAUCCACGACAAUCUUUGA